AUGAAAUCUUCUAAGUGUAAAAGGACAAUAAAAUAUCACUAUGAAAGUAAGAGGAUAACAAUAUAUCUCUUAUUAUGUACUCUUACAAUCCUGUCUUUUUGAUUCAAGGGUUAUCAAAACGUGUGAAAACUAAUUGUUUAGAAAGGAAAAAAAAAAAAAAUAGUCAAUCAAAAAACCAAAAUUCUGAUUCAAAUUUUAAUCAUCGAAGAUUACUUAAAGAUACUGAGUUGGAUCACUUUGAACCAGAAAUUAUAAAAAUAUUCGAAGAAUAUUAUUUACUUAAUGGAUUCCAUACACCAAUUCAAGAUGGUAUGUCUUACAAAAAUAAUAUUUAUUCAAUUAAAAAUGUUUAUAAUUUAAUAUAUCUUAGAUGAUGAAAUUGAAAUAAUUGAAGAAGAUGCACAAGUUUCUACUACAACAGAGGAUACAAGUUUUGUUAUGAGUAAAACGGAUGCAUUGCGAAGUACAGACCCAAUGGUUGGAAUCGAUAAUCAUGCUCCUGAUCAAAUCAAUUUUAUAAGUACAUCAGGAUAA
Molecule: messenger RNA, 534 nt
Organism: Cinara cedri
Lineage: Eukaryota; Metazoa; Arthropoda; Insecta; Hemiptera; Aphididae
Source: the annotation of a GenBank genome assembly